GAAAAUUUUUUUAACCGACGUCGUGUGUGAGUACUGUUUUCGAAAACGUUGGACAACAUGUUGCUGUGUUUGUUUGUAUUGGUUGGUGUGGUUGCGGUUAAAUGUCAAGUGAAUUUAGAGGAGUAUUUUAAAAAUUGCAAACUCAACACACCCACCUUCGAUGCCUGCGUGAAGGAUGGAAUCAACGACCUGAAACCCUUUUAUCAGUCCGGAUUACCAGACUACGGAAUACUGCCAGUGGAUCCAUUCUUUGCUGCUGAAGUGCCACAGAAAAGGAGUGGUCCUUUCUUCAAUUAUAAAUUGGUGCUAAGGAACGUCACUGAGUCUGGCUGGACUCAAUCACAAAUUACUAGUUUUAGGUCUGACUUGAACAAAAAUCAAAUUCAAUACACUCAGUUUUUCCCCGACAAAAGACUGAAGGGUUGGUACGAAAUCAGUGGCACGUUCUUGGGACAAAAGGUGAACAACCAGGGUUCUUGGGACUUGAGAUUAAUCGAUUAUACACAAACAACGACUGCCACGAGAAAACCUUACAGAGAUUUCAAUGGCCUGGAAGUCAAAAACCCAGAACUUAAGGUCAAAAUUGAGAUCAAAACCUGCAAGAAACUGGAACUGCACAUCGGAAAUCUUGCUGGUGGAAGAACCAUUUUCGAAAAUAUGCUGGACUGGAUAAUUAACACGGCCUGGCAACCUGGUUUCGUGGUUCUCAGUCCAUUGAUCAACGAUCUAGUCAGCACGGCUUUUACGGAGAUUUUCAAUAAAGAUUUCCAGUACUUCCCGUUCGAAACGGUUUUUAAAUAAUUUGUUAUUCGACUCUUAAAACAUGUUGUUAAAUAUUAAUUAUAGAUUUAUUUUUGUACAUAUUUUAUUAUUAAAGAUAUACUAAUAAGUUUUAA
Molecule: messenger RNA, 896 nt
Organism: Aethina tumida (small hive beetle)
Lineage: Eukaryota; Metazoa; Arthropoda; Insecta; Coleoptera; Nitidulidae
Gene: Jhbp16
Exons: 5
Coding region: 58-801 (247 amino acids)
Source: RefSeq, a predicted model, not a curated record